GGCGCGAUGCUGCUCUGGACGGCGCUCGGCCUGGCCCUGAGCCUGGCGCUGGCGCUGGCGCGGAGCGGCGCGGAGAACGGGCCCCAGGCAUCAGCCCCCCAGGGAGACCUGCUCUUUCUGUUGGACAGCUCGGCCAGCGUGUCUCAUUAUGAGUUUUCCCGAGUUCGGGAGUUUUUGGGGCAGCUGGCAGCCCCACUGCCCCUGGGCCCUGGGGCCCUGCGUGCCAGCCUGGUGCAUGUCAGCAGCCGGCCACACACCGAGUUCCCCUUUGGCCAGCACAGCUCAGGUGCGGCUGUCCAGGAUGCCAUACGUGCUGCAGCUCAGCUCAUGGGCAACACCAACACUGGCCUGGCGCUGGCAUAUGCCAGGGAGCAGCUGUUUGCAGAAGCUGCAGGGGCCAGGCCGGGGGUGCCCAAGGUACUGGUGUGGGUGACAGAUGGUGGCUCCAGAGACCCCGUGGGGCCCCCCAUGCAGGAGCUGAAGGACCUGGGCGUCACCGUCUUUAUCAUCAGUACUGGCCGAGGCAACCUCCUGGAGCUGUCAGAUGCCGCCUCGGCCCCUGCUGAGAAGCACCUGCACUUUGUGGAUGUGGACGACCUGCACAUCAUUGCCCAGGAGCUGAGGAGCUCCAUUCUCGACGCUAUGCAGCCGCAGCAGCAGCUCCGUGCCUCUGAGGUCACGUCCAGCAGCUUCCGCCUGGCCUGGCCACCCCUGCUGACCACUGAGUCGGGCUAUUACGUGCUGGAACUGGCACCCAGCUCAGAACCGGGAACGACGCGUCGCCAGCAGUUGCCGGGGAACGCCACGGGCUGGGCUUGGGCCGACCUGGACCCCGACACAGACUACGACGUGGCGCUGGUGCCCGAAUCCAAUGUACACCCCGUGAGGCCGCAGCACCUACGGGUGCGCACGCUACCUGGACAUGCCAAGGAGGCGCUGAGCCUGGCGCAGAUGCAGGAGCAGACGCUGCAGUUGGAGCAGCAGUCCAAGCUCAAAGAGUAUGAAGCCGCUGUGGAGCAGCUGAAGAGUGAGCAGAUCCGAGUGCAGGCUGAGGAACGGAGGAAGACCCUGAGCGAGGAGACACGGCAGCACCAGGCCAGGGCCCAGUACCAGGACAAGCUGGCCCGGCAGCGCUACGACGACCAGCUGAAGCAGCAGCAACUUCUCAACGAGGAGAACUUACGGAAGCAGGAGGAGUCCGUGCAGAAGCAGGAGGCCAUGAGGCGAGCCACCGUGGAGCGGGAGAUGGAGCUGCGGCACAAGAACGAGAUGCUGCGGGUGGAGGCCGAGGCGCGUGCCCGGGCCAAGGCCGAGCGCGAGAAUGCGGACAUCAUCCGGGAGCAGAUCCGUCUGCAGGCAGCUGAGCGCCGCCAGACCAUCCUGGAGUCCAUCCGGACGGCUGGCACACUGUUUGGAGAAGGAUUCCGUGCCUUUGUGACAGACUGGGACAAAGUGACUGCCACGGUGGCCGGGCUGACAUUGCUGGCUGUCGGUGUCUAUUCUGCCAAGAACGCCACUUUGGUGGCUGGGCGGUACAUCGAGGCCCGGCUGGGGAAGCCGUCCCUGGUGAGGGAGACCUCUCGGAUCUCCGUGCUGGAGGCGCUACGGCACCCCCUGCAGGUCAGCAGGCGGCUCCUCAGUAAGCCUCAGGAUGCCCUGGAGGGCGUGGUCCUCAGUCCCAGCCUGGAGGCCCGGGUGCGGGACAUCGCCAUCUCCACGCGGAACACCAGGAAGAACCGCAGCCUGUACAGGAACAUCCUGAUGUACGGGCCACCUGGGACCGGCAAGACGCUGUUUGCCAAGAAACUUGCCCUACAUUCAGGCAUGGACUAUGCCAUCAUGACGGGCGGGGAUGUGGCCCCCAUGGGGCGUGAGGGCGUGACCGCGGUGCACAAGGUCUUCGACUGGGCCAGCACCAGCCGGCGAGGCCUUCUCCUCUUCGUGGACGAAGCAGACGCCUUCCUCAGGAAGCGAGCCACGGAGAAGAUCAGCGAGGACCUCAGGGCCACCCUGAACGCCUUCCUGCACCGGACCGGCCAGCACAGCAGCAAGUUCAUGCUGGUCCUGGCCAGCAACCAGCCCGAGCAGUUCGACUGGGCCAUCAAUGACCGCAUGGACGAGAUGGUCAGCUUCGACCUGCCGCAGCUGCAGGAGCGGGAGCGCCUGGUGAGGAUGUAUUUUGACAAGUAUGUUCUUAAACCAGCCACAGAAGGAAAGCAGCGCUUGAAGCUGGCCCAGUUUGACUACGGCAAGAAGUGCUCAGAGAUCGCACGCCUGACAGAGGGCAUGUCGGGCCGGGAGAUCUCCCAGCUCGCCGUGGCGUGGCAGGCCAUGGCUUAUGCCUCGGAGGAUGGGGUCCUCACCGAGGCCAUGAUGGACGCCCGGGUCCAGGAUGCCGUCCAGCAGCACCGACAGAAGAUGCAGUGGCUGAAAGCUGAGACAGGCCCGAGGGCAGCCAGCCCCCACUCCCGAGUGCGCGGACUGAGUGAGCUGGGCUUCGACAACUGGGGACCCUGGGGCGCACUGGCUGGGUGGCAUCACCAAGAGGCAGCACCGAGAUGCCCAUGUUUCCCAGAGGCCAGUGUGGGUGCUGCACAGCCGCCCACCUCCCCAGCCUUUUUACUAUUCCUCUGGUCAGGGCAAGGGCAGCAUUAAAGGCCUCUGCUUAGGACCAGCUGCAGCUGUGUGUCUUUGUGGUGGGAAUCUGCCCCUCCAAGCUGUGGUUUUGGCUGGGGAGGGUCAGGCUUGGGCCACUCCUAGGCGGCUCCUGGGAGAGGUGUCUCCAGCCAGGCCCAGAACAGGGAGAAGGCACAGCCCCCAUGUCCAGGGGAAGCAGCCAAGUGGACACUGCCCAGUAGCUGGCUGCUGCUGUGACCUGCGGUGGAGGGGAGCCUGACCUCCCCAGUCCCACCUGGACCGGAGCCCAGCGAGGGCUGAACAGAGCAGACCCCGUGGUGCCCUUCAUGUCUCUGACGUACGCACAACUUCGUGUCCUUGGGUACCUGGUUGGGGCUGCACCUGAGACUGGGAGACCCCCGACCUGCUGGCUAGGGUC
Molecule: messenger RNA, 3055 nt
Organism: Molossus molossus (Pallas's mastiff bat)
Lineage: Eukaryota; Metazoa; Chordata; Mammalia; Chiroptera; Molossidae
Product: ATPase family AAA domain-containing protein 3-like
Biological process (GO): mitochondrion organization
Cellular component (GO): mitochondrion
Molecular function (GO): ATP binding; zinc ion binding; ATP hydrolysis activity
Source: RefSeq, a predicted model, not a curated record